CUACCCUUAAUUACUUCUCAUGUAUCGCGUAGCCUUUUUGCUGUCAAAUGCCAUUGGAGUGCAAAUAGUUUGGUCCUUGCUAGGGCUGAUGUCACUGAACCGAGUGCAUUUAGGAUAUGCAUCUCUCUAUUCACUUCAUUUGGAAACAGAUAGAUAUAUAUGUGUGUGUAAAGAAAAGAAUGGAUGAAAGGCAUUUUUCUGCUAAAUAAUUUGGGUGUCUCUUUUCUCUGUUUUAGUCAAAUACAUGAGAGUAGUUUAUUAAUUAGUUGAGCUGGAGUUGCCAAACUUGGCUGUAUAUCUGAGCAGCCUGGAUGGAAAGCCUUUGCAACUGAUAUUGUCCUCAAGCAGCUGAUCAUCAGAGCAUUUCCUUCCCAUACCCAAACCAGCAAAAUGACCACAUCCAGCAGGCAGAGCUCUUCUACGUCUAUGGUCAACAACUUGGCCAAAAUACUCAAUCCAAACACUUUGCGAAACCAAGGGCCAGAUAAUGGAAUGGAACCUCCUCAAAUUCUGCAUGUUGAGAGAAGUGAUGUCAGAACAUCUGAAAGUUUCAACAUCAUGGAUGUGAAGUUUGCCUCCCUUGAAGAGAAAAUUGAUAAACUGUUGACUCUGCAAGACAAUGUCCUUAAGAAGCUUAACAGUGUUUCCCAAGAAAUCUGUUGCAUUGAAAAAGACAUGGAGAUGGUAAAGGUGGAAACAUCUGAACCUGGAUCAAGGAUGGAAAGAAAUAAAAAAAUGAGAAAUAAUGAAAUGAAGAGACUUUGCCUUAAAAUGAAAAAAUCUCUUUCUGAUAUAAACAGGAAAGCAGAGCAGCAGGUUAAAAGGCUAGAUGGACUUGAACAAAGUGUUUCUGGACUACAGAAACUUGUAGGACCUCUGGUAGAGAAGGUGAAAACAUUAAUAAUUCAUAAUUCAAGUGUAAAACAUCAUGUUAAAAAACGUAGAGUUUGCAAGGCAGGAGCUGGACAUCCCUUUAGGAUGCAUGUUUUCUCGGAGACAACAGCUGGUGAUCUGCUCAAGAAGAAAAAUGAAAAGGUCAUCAAAGAAAAGUCACAUUUCAAUGAAACAGAAACAAAAGAAAAGAAGCCACCCGAUUCGACAGAUGGGGACAUCCAGCAGGGUCAGUCCUGCUCUCAGGAAGAAGUUGAUAAGCUCAACAAGGAAAAUGCCAAGAGGGAAAGUUCUGUUCUGCUUGAAGUGGAUCCUCCCAGAUUUCAUACUGAAGAGUCAGAGGAGAAAAAAGAAAGUUUGUCUUUAGAAAGUCAUUAUGAAUAUAGGAGAAACUCUUUUCAGGAAUCCUUCGCUCCACAAAAGCAGCAGGAAGAAGAUGCUGUUGAUGAUGCUUGUCAAAAACUAACUGUGCAGGAGAUAGAGAGUGAGUCCCCAGCAGAUGAGGAGGAGAAGAAGGAACAUCAGGUGCCUGAAGAUGCACUUGAGAAACAACAAGAGGAGAAAGAGAAUGAAGGGGAAGAAAAUGCUGAUAAGAGUGAAAAAGGUGCUGAGGAACCACCAGCUCCUUCCCAAAAGGAAGAUGAGGCAGAACAAAGUGAUGAUGAAGAGGUACCAGAGGGAAGGUGUAAAAGCUGCGAAAAAGAUGAUAUUCCUACUCCACCAGCACCAUUUGAUCACCGGAUUGUCUCAGCCAAAAGGGUGGGGAUCAGCAAUUAUUACAAUGUCAAUGAGGAUGAAAUUCUGGGAGGAGGGCGAUUUGGGCAAGUGCACAAAUGUGAAGAGAAAGCAACAGGUCUCAAGCUGGCAGCCAAAAUUAUAAAAGCACAAGGUCCAAAGCAGAAGGAUGAAGUAAAAAAUGAAAUUAAUGUCAUGAACCAGCUGAAUCAUGUGAACCUCAUCCAGCUAUAUGAUGCCUUUGAAUCUAAAAAUGACAUUGUACUUGUCAUGGAAUAUGUGGAAGGAGGAGAGCUAUUUGACCGAAUUAUUGACGAAAACUACAAUUUGACAGAGAUGGAUACUAUCUCGUUCAUAAAGCAGAUCUGCAAGGGAAUUCAGUACAUGCACCAAAUGUACAUUCUUCAUUUGGAUCUCAAGCCUGAGAAUAUCCUGUGCGUGAACCGAGAGGCAAAUCAAAUAAAAAUUAUUGAUUUUGGAUUGGCAAGAAGAUAUAAACCCAGGGAAAAACUUCGAGUUAACUUUGGGACUCCAGAAUUUCUUGCUCCUGAAGUUGUGAAUUAUGAGUUUGUCUCUUUUCCUACAGACAUGUGGAGUUUAGGAGUCAUUGCUUAUAUGCUCCUCACUGGAUUGUCUCCUUUCUUGGGUGAUGAUGACAAUGAGACCCUCAACAAUAUCCUGGCCUGUAACUGGGAUUUUGAAGAUGAAGAAUUUCGAGAUGUUUCUGAUGAGGCCAAAGAUUUCAUAUCAAAGCUUCUCAUCAAGGAGAAAUGCUGGAGAUUAAGUGCAACUGCUGCCUUAAAACACCCAUGGUUAACAGACCACAAGCUCCACUGCAGACUUCAGAAAAAGGCUAAAGGUGACUGUGUGUCUCAAGCACCCCUGGCUCAAUAACCUCUCUGAAGGAGCUGCCAAACAGAAGAAAAGCUGCUGUGUGGUUACUGCUGCUAAGAGAUUUGAAAAUAUCAGCAGUCUCGGUGCUUUACCCCCCUGCCAUGACUGAGACUUCUACUAAAUGGACCAACAGCACUUUAGUUGCAGGACAAGUCCCAGCAUUGUGGAGCUGCUUCUUCUCAAUUCAGCUUUUAAAAGAAGCGAAGUAUUUCUCUGGGUUGCAGGAACAUGUUUCUUCUGGAGCAGCAUGUUCUCCAUGCCUGCAAGUGCUACAUUAGCUUGGUUUCAUAAUGAACUUUUCUCUAUCUAGUCUUAUAUCCUCAUUUACUUAACAAAGGCUCCUUAAUGUUUAUAUUAUCAUGUAAAAUUAAGUGUUUCUCAUCUAAACCCAGAAGGCAAUCUGUCACUAUAUCUGUUGCCAAGGUUCAUUUGACACUGGAGUCAAAUAAUUAAAAAAAAAUGAAAAAACAAAGAAUUGCAACAAAUUUAAAGCUGCCUUCUGUAGAAAAUUGGAAGUUCUUUUUCCUGUCACACUAAAGUGAGUUAAGGAUUAGCUCAACCAGAGUUAAAGCCAUGUUAAUGUAACACCACUGGAAGGGAGAAAUGAGGCUUUCCUUGUGUAUAGGUGAAUUUGCUGCAACUGUGAUAUGGUACAUUUCAGGAUUUUUUAGCCUGAUGAAUUACUGCUUGCUGUAAAUACACUUGGAUUAAUUAAACAAGAAAGAGAAUAA
Molecule: messenger RNA, 3251 nt
Organism: Pseudopodoces humilis (Tibetan ground-tit)
Lineage: Eukaryota; Metazoa; Chordata; Aves; Passeriformes; Paridae
Gene: MYLK4
Product: myosin light chain kinase family member 4
Biological process (GO): protein phosphorylation
Molecular function (GO): ATP binding; protein kinase activity
Source: RefSeq, a predicted model, not a curated record